AUGACUGGUUUCCGCAGAAAGAGGCUGUCUGGGCUAAGUACAUCAUCAGUGAUCAGUAUUCAAGGCCAUAUGGCCGGCACCACCAAGGACGAGGCACAUCUGGCAUCCUCAGGAAGGCCAGCCUCGAUCAGAUCCGGUGAUGGCCGUUCUGUGCCCCAAGCACUUCCACACAAGCAAAUCUACGAUUCCAUUCCACUGGUGGACGAGCAGGCACUGCAGAGGAGCCUCGACUGUGAGGAAAUUGCUUUGAUAAGGACCCAGCAAUUGGAAGAGAAAAGACGAUUCUUAGAGUAUCAGACGAACCUGAUAAAGGACUUACUCGCCGAAAGAGACAGAAGGAAAGCCGAAGCACAGAGGGAACACCAAAGGCGUCUUGCGGAACAGGAAGAAAGAAUCGAGAAAGCUGUAGAAGCACUGGAAGCACGGCAGCUUGAAGACGAGUUGAAGCAACAGAAAGACCACGAAGCCGAAAAACGAGCGAUACAAACACGCCUCAAACAUAUGGAGGCAUAUUGCCAAACUCCUUCACCACCACAAUCGCCCACAAAUCCAGCCUUCGAACUUCGUGCCUCUGUGGACUCGAUGAGGAGUUUGCCCGAACGACAUGUCACGCAGCAACACUACGAGAAUUUAGCACAAGCAUACCAUAUACGAGACAAUAUGGACGGCUUACACGCCUCGAAAAUAAACGUUCUUCGAGGAAAGCAGAAAAAGACUCUGCAAAACUUUAUAAUGAAGAAGGAACGCGAACUAGAACAGAUGGAAAGGGCGCACAAAGCGGAGCUGGACUCCAUCGACGUUGAGUACGCCAGUCAAGAAGCUGAAAUACGACAAGAAUUCUUAUUGAAAAGGACCAAGUUAGAGGCAAGGUGGAAAUUGCAAGCACUUGUUGAGAAGACAAAGGCAGAAAGAAGUACUGGUCUAAAACACGAAGGCCUGCCGGAUGUUAUUGCCGCAGAGGCCUGA
Messenger RNA from Lithohypha guttulata, 966 nucleotides. RefSeq lists its product as uncharacterized. NCBI's taxonomy places the organism in Eukaryota, Fungi, Ascomycota, Eurotiomycetes, Chaetothyriales, Trichomeriaceae. The record is from RefSeq and is a predicted model, not a curated record. Bases 1 to 966 code for a protein of 321 amino acids. The transcript is spliced from 2 exons.